This is a messenger RNA of Amaranthus tricolor (Joseph's coat), 1327 nucleotides long. Its product is annotated as transcription factor MYB92-like. Lineage: Eukaryota; Viridiplantae; Streptophyta; Magnoliopsida; Caryophyllales; Amaranthaceae. The transcript has 3 exons. Bases 141 to 1166 code for a protein of 341 amino acids. The record is from RefSeq and is a predicted model, not a curated record.
AAGGGGGCAGGCAGCCAAAUCAUAAAAAACAUUGAGGAUACAAGCUAAGUUAUAAUAAAGGAAAGUUUUAGCUAAUUCUAAUUACUAGUAAUUAUCAUCAUAAUUACUAGUAAUUAAUAGAAAUCCUAUAAUUAGUAAGUAUGGGGAGAUCUCCUUGUUGUGAUGAAACUGGGCUUAAGAAAGGGCCAUGGACUCCUGAGGAAGAUGAGAAACUUGUUAAGUUUAUUCAGGAUCAUGGCCAUGGCAGUUGGAGAGCUCUCCCUAAACUUGCAGGUUUGAACAGAUGUGGAAAGAGCUGCAGGUUAAGAUGGACUAAUUAUCUAAGGCCUGAUAUCAAAAGAGGCAAAUUUACUCCUGAGGAAGAACAAACCAUUCUAAAUCUCCAUGCUAUUUUGGGUAACAAAUGGUCAGCAAUUGCAAAUCAUUUACCCGGAAGAACAGACAAUGAGAUUAAGAACUUUUGGAACACACACUUGAAGAAGAAGCUUAUUCAAAUGGGUUUUGACCCGAUGACCCACCGACCUCGAACCGACAUUUUUUCAAGCUUACCGCACCUAAUUGCCUUAGCAAACCUUAAGGAUUUAAUAGAAAACAAUUCAUGGGAUGAACAAGCAGUAAGAUUACAAACUGAAGUGGCUAAGCUUCAAUUUUUACAACACCUUUUUCAGCCUCCUAAUAAUUAUUCCAUGCCUAAUUUAGACAUGGAAUCCCUCAAUAUUUUAAAUUCCCUUCCUUCUCCAUUUUUUACUAACGAUAAUAAUCAUAAUCAUAAUAAUCCCAUUACAAACAUACCGGGUUUGAAUAAUCCAAAUACAUUUGAAGGUAUCCAUGAGCACUUACCGGAUCUUAAAACCCUAGAAAUACCACCUAAUUUGAUUAGCAAAGAUAACAAUAUUAAUACUUCAAUUAGUGUGGUUAAUCUUGAUCAAGUGGUGUAUAAUCAUCAACCUUGUGAAUAUACAAUUUUAAGCCUAGGUGAAAAUUCACCAACUUCUCCUUGGAUUUCUUCUAGCAUACAAUCUCCGCCACCAGUAAAUGUCUCCGGCUCGGCCACCACCUCGGCUCCACCAAUUGAUGGUUGCAGUAAUACUUCUGCUACUGCUAGUAGCUUCAGCUGGCCUGAUCAUCUUAUUCUUGAAGAUUCAUUGUUUCAUGAUAUUCCUUAGUCUUUUAUUCUUAGAAAAUAUGAUUUCUUUUAUUGAGCAUUUUUAUAUCUGUAUAAUUUAACGGUAUGUACUAUUUGCACCCUUAUUUCCUUUCUGCGGUGUAUAACAUUACUAUAUGUACGUAUAAAUACUGUUUUGAAACCAUAUAUGAUUAUCUUAUA